CUCUCGUUCCUUCCGCGCCGGGACUGGCGGGCCCAGCUCCUCCCCCGCGCGUCCUCUCUCCCCUCCGCGGCCCUCCCUCCACCGGCCGUUCCUCCCUCCUUCCCUCCUCCUCCUCCUCCUCUUCCUCGGAGAGGCGCUCCUCCAGCAGCCAGACAGCAUGGCGGCCGUGGAGACGCGGGUGUGCGAGACGGACGGCUGCAGCAGCGAGGCCAAGCUCCAGUGCCCCACCUGCAUCAAGCUGGGCAUCCAGGGCUCCUACUUCUGCUCGCAGGAAUGUUUUAAAGGAAGUUGGGCUACUCACAAGUUACUACAUAAGAAAGCAAAAGAUGAAAAGGCAAAGCGGGAAUUGUCUUCCUGGAGUCUAGAAGGUGAUAUUAACACUGAUCCAUGGGCAGGUUAUCGAUACACGGGUAAACUCCGACCACAUUAUCCACUGAUGCCAACCAGGCCCGUGCCAAGUUAUAUUCAAAGACCAGAUUAUGCUGAUCAUCCUUUAGGAAUGUCUGAAUCUGAACAAGCUCUUAAGGGUACUUCUCAAAUUAAAUUACUGUCAUCGGAAGAUAUAGAAGGGAUGCGACUCGUAUGUAGGCUUGCUAGAGAAGUCUUGGAUAUUGCUGCUGGGAUGAUUAAACCAGGUGUAACUACUGAAGAAAUAGAUCAUGCUGUGCAUUUAGCAUGCAUUGCAAGAAAUUGCUAUCCUUCUCCAUUGAAUUAUUAUAAUUUCCCAAAGUCUUGUUGUACUUCAGUGAAUGAAGUUAUCUGUCAUGGAAUUCCAGACAGACGGCCCUUGCAAGAAGGUGAUAUUGUUAACGUGGACAUCACUCUUUAUCGCAAUGGCUAUCAUGGGGACCUGAACGAGACGUUCUUUGUUGGCGAUGUGGAUGAGGGAGCACUGAAGCUGGUUCAGACCACGUAUGAGUGCUUGAUGCAAGCCAUCGACGCAGUGAAACCUGGCGUUCGAUACAGAGAACUGGGAAACAUUAUUCAGAAGCAUGCCCAAGCAAAUGGCUUUUCAGUUGUUCGAAGCUACUGUGGGCAUGGAAUCCAUAAGCUUUUUCAUACAGCCCCCAAUGUACCCCACUAUGCCAAAAAUAAAGCAGUUGGAGUGAUGAAGGCGGGCCACGUAUUUACCAUUGAGCCAAUGAUUUGUGAAGGUGGAUGGCAGGAUGAAACCUGGCCAGACGGGUGGACCGCGGUGACGAGAGAUGGGAAGCGGUCUGCUCAGUUUGAGCACACGCUGCUGGUCACGGACACUGGCUGUGAAAUCCUAACCCGGCGACUGGAUAGCGAGCGGCCUCACUUCAUGUCCCAGUUUUAAUUUCCCCGAGAUGGCACAUCUCGGUAACACUUCCUGGCUGUACUUGGCUUUUUAUUGAGAGUACAGGAUGGAAGAGAAAUUUUUAUUAUUUGUUUUGUUUUGACUAUAGAUAAGGAAGGAUUGCAGCAUUUGACACGUGUCCUCAAGAACUUGUCUUGGGUCUGGAAAAGCCAAGAAGAAUAAAGGAAACACUUUCAACUCCUUUCAGUGUUCCCCUCUCUCCCUCCUCCCACCCCCAAUCUCUGCUGCACCCCUGUUUUCUCUUUUGCCCUUUGAGCACUUUUACCUAAACCUGCUUCUAGUUGCUUUUAUCACUGCCACAACUGGGCACCGAGAGCCAGCUGCUUUCCAGAUAGAUGAAUGUGGAACAUGAGAACCCUUGAAACUUUAGCAACAUAUGUUGUUUCAGAUUUUUUUUUUAUUAUAUAGGAAAUAUAUAUGUAUACAUUUUAAAUUCCUUUUAUGUAAUUACUGAACACUAUGUGCCCUGGGUAUGUGUUGAUUCUGCUCUGACAGGGUUCUAUGCUGUCCUAAAUGGACCCAUAGUGUGCAGUGGGUUAAUUCCCAGUUGGGAAUUGUCGUCGUCCUCCCCGCACCCCGCAGUGCUAAUUACUUACCUUUGUAGUUGUAUGGAAGGAAACACUCAGUCAGACUGUCAGUGAAUGGAUGUGGCAAAAUUCACUUUGAGAAAAGGUUAGGUUUUUAAAAAAUCUAUUUAUGGCAAAAAUAGCCAUGCUCCACGUGGUAGUGGCUGUUGCAGAGCAUGAGGAUUUUGUAAUACAUUGCUAUUUCAGACCUCUCUAGGGUCAAAAUGGGAGGGAAAGAGUUCCCUUUCUUCCACUCUUUUUUUAUUUCUAGAGCACACCUUGGAGAUAUUCAGGGGAGGGUGGGGGUUGCACUAUGGGAGUGAGUGGGGAAAGCCAGUUUUGAAAGCUCUCCAGCAGUGAGCGAAGUCAGUCAGGUGAGAGGUUAGACCUAACGUUUAGUAAACCUGGUGG
Eptesicus fuscus (big brown bat) is the source of this 2316-nucleotide messenger RNA. It is a transcript of the gene METAP1, whose product is annotated as methionyl aminopeptidase 1. Gene Ontology annotation, molecular function: metalloaminopeptidase activity. The transcript has 11 exons. NCBI's taxonomy places the organism in Eukaryota, Metazoa, Chordata, Mammalia, Chiroptera, Vespertilionidae. Gene Ontology annotation, biological process: proteolysis. The record is from RefSeq and is a predicted model, not a curated record. Bases 158 to 1318 code for a protein of 386 amino acids.